CUCUCUUUCUCUCUCUCAUCAACUAUAAUUCACACCUAUAUGUAUAUAUAUGUUGAACUGGUUUUGGGUAGUUUAGAAAGAGAAGAUUGUUUGCAGGUUCAGAGGAAGAAGAAGAAGAUGAUGAAAACAUUGUUUCGCGUGUGUUAAGGUAGUGGAUAGUGAUUGCCCAAUUCAUUAAGCAAACUUUCUCUCUUCUUAUUUUUUCUUAUACUUUCUCUCUGUUUCUCGAGAAAGUGAGGGAAAAUGGCGGAAAAUCCCAAAUUGGAAAGUUCUGAUAUUCUGAGCCUGUCUCGCGAAGCUUGUGAAUUAGACGAAAUGGGUUCCCAGAAAAUCUCAGUUUCUGAUCAAACAAAUAGCUUACAAUUCACGAACAUCAAAUCCGAUAGCUUCAUGGUAGACGUAGAAAGCUUGUCUCCUCUCACCGAUAAGGACAUAACUGCAAAUUCGAGAAUCAAAUUGCAGAGAAGCUUUUCAAGAAAAGGAUCACAACAACGAGGCAGCGAGAAGAAGAUUAAUUCAAGUAAUGCUAACGAGAAAGAAACUAAUAUUGUUAGUUCAGCUUCGCCAAGAGCUGCUAUAGCUAGGGCUAGCAUGCCCGAAAAGCCGAUGGUGGUGACAGUGGGGACCACAGAUCAUCCGAUGAACCCGCAAGUCCAUCAUCAAAUCACUAUCGUGACCGCCAACAUCGGCACCACGACUGCUGAAAGUAGGUGGAUGACUAGGAGAUUCGGUUUCAGGCGAUCUCCUCCCUCUUGGACCAUCAAUCCGAGGAGAAUCCUCUUCUUCUUUGCCACCUUGUCAAGCAUGGGAACUAUAUUAUUGAUUUACUUCACACUUUCCAUGAGCAAACAUAGUGGGGAUAACAGUGCACUGAAUUUGUAGUGGUGACGAACAAAGCUGCCUCUGAAUAGCACAAAGAGAAGCAGAGAUGAACUAUAGCUUUGAAGUUUUAGAGCAGAGAAACAUGAAAGAGAGACAGUAUGGACAUAACAUGAUUAUGGUCUUGAGUCCCUUUUAUGGAACAAACUGGUUUCUUUCAAUCAGGCUGUUUGGUGACAAAAUCAUGGUGGAUAGCACUAUAAAGAAGAUGGAACUUUGAGAAAGUGAAAGCAAAACUAAGACUCUGUUUUGAUCUUGAAUUUGUAGAGAGAAAUAAAGAUGAAAGAGAAAAGUGAACGAAGUAGAAGCUGAGUGGUGUUAGGAGUAUGGGGUUUAGUUGACCCCUAUCAAAUUCAAAACAACUAACUGAAUACAUAUAAUGUAUCUAGUUUUUUAUUGGAUUUCUCAUAUGAUCACAUCAAGUUGAAUGAAAAGUAUGUAAAAAUAAAAAUUUUAUGACAAUCUAUACUUCUUGUUUACCA
Messenger RNA from Camellia sinensis, 1361 nucleotides. RefSeq lists its product as uncharacterized. Lineage: Eukaryota; Viridiplantae; Streptophyta; Magnoliopsida; Ericales; Theaceae. The record is from RefSeq and is a predicted model, not a curated record.